AUGUUUUAUACGGCACUGUUCGUAAAUAUCAUAAUAUACCAUGGAUUGUGGCGGAACCUUCUCAAACACUUGUUUAUCAAGACAUCCUCCUUCCCAAUAGGCUAG
Messenger RNA from Encephalitozoon intestinalis ATCC 50506, 105 nucleotides. RefSeq lists its product as uncharacterized. Bases 1 to 105 code for a protein of 34 amino acids. The transcript has a single exon. Lineage: Eukaryota; Fungi; Microsporidia; Unikaryonidae. The record is from RefSeq and is a predicted model, not a curated record.